Messenger RNA from Besnoitia besnoiti, 3309 nucleotides. Its product is annotated as U-box domain-containing protein. The record is from RefSeq and is a predicted model, not a curated record. The coding region runs from base 1 to 3309 and encodes 1102 amino acids. Gene Ontology annotation, molecular function: ubiquitin-ubiquitin ligase activity. Gene Ontology annotation, biological process: protein polyubiquitination. NCBI's taxonomy places the organism in Eukaryota, Apicomplexa, Conoidasida, Eucoccidiorida, Sarcocystidae. The transcript has 25 exons. Gene Ontology annotation, cellular component: ubiquitin ligase complex; nucleus; cytoplasm.
AUGGCGGAGUCAGCUUCCGGCGCGCCCGCCACGCAGAGAGGCGGGACUCCUCCAGCUACGGAAAUCAGCCCCGCGAAGGAAGACCACUUUCUUCAGUUGGUUUUGCGCAUCACUCUCGACCCCGCCGCCGCCUCCUCUCCUCACUGCCAGCUCUACUACCUCCGGCGCUACGCCGAAGAGCUGAAACAAGCGGGCAAGCCUUUAAAGCUGACUCGGGACGAUUUCGAGACCGUCAUCAUCAAGCGCAUUCAGGACGCCGCCGCAGAAGGCAGUCCAAACGUCUUCAGGUUUCUCGCCGACUCGUUUCACAGAGCCAACGAUGAAGUCUACAGCAAAGGACUGCCGGCUGCACUCCGCCUGGAAGUAAUCCAGGACCUGCAGCGUCAGCUGGUGAACUACGCCGUUCUGCUGCUCUCUUGCCCGGAGCUCUUCGAACUGGGCGACAUGCCUCCGUGUCAGAUGCUCGAAGAGCAACUCCGACAGUUCGUGGAGAUCGGCUGCCCUCUGUCCUUCUUCAACCGCAUGGUUGACGACUUAGUUCAGCAGGGCGUCGACUCGGGGGAGGACCUGCUGAAGCGGUGGUUCAGACCCGUCAUCAAGGCUCUGUGUGACGGCCUCAACCUCCACAACAUGACCGAGUACAAGUCGCCCGCCUACAACGCGCUCAAGUUCCUCUCUGGCCAGAAGCCCCUCGCGCGCCUCAUGGCUGAAGCCUCGUUUCUGUUCCCCGAGUUCCAGCGCCGCUUCCCCGUCACCAAGUCCGGGCUCUUCUAUCAGGAGAACUCACUGCUCGGCCGCCUUCUCGCGCCGACGCUGCUGGAUGGUCCCACGCUCAAGAAGGGCCGCCAGGAGAGUCUGUCAAUGAAGUACUUCGCAGGGAACCAGGCGCUGACGGCGCAGUAUUUGCAGGCGACCGUUCAGACCCUCCGCCACGACCAACAGAGUCUGCAGGAAGUCUACGUCCAGAUCGUGAAAAACAUGUGCCGCGGCGGGUCAGAGUGCCGCCACAGGGUCGUUCGGUGGUACGCGGAGAUCCUCGGCUCCAACGAACUCCGCGCCAAGAUGAGCCACAUGCUAAGGAUGACGCAGCAACAGGCGGCGGAGUCGCUCGACCCCAUGCACGCCAUGCUGCUGAAGGUUCAGGGCCAGACGAGCUAUGGUUUUACGCUGAAUGCCUUCUGGUCGCUGCUGGGUUUGACUGAGCCGAUAAAGAUGGAAAAACUGUCAGAUAUCUGUUACUUCUACGGCAUGCGCGCGGAGGAUUCUCUCGCGCGGGAGGUGCUUGGCGACCUGAUGAAGGACGCGAAGCUGGGAGAUGACGCCUCGGUUGCGGCGGCGGAGCGGUUCGCGAGGGAAAAAGGCCUUCUGCAGGCUGAGUCAAAGUUCUCCACGGAGGUCUUCUUGCUCAUGCUCAAGUCGCUGCGUGUGUUGUUCAACCCCUGCAUGGCGGAGUUCACUCGCAUUCUGCAGAAGUUUCAAGCUGUCCACGACCAAGGUACCUCUCCGACGUCCCCUGAAUACAGAUUCCUGAUUGCGGAAAUCAUGGCCUGGCGCACGGUCGUCUUCCAUCCCAAAUUCUGCUCGCUGUACUGGCACGCAGUCCAUCUCGCGCUCGCGUGGCUGCUGCGCGCGGUCUACUGCUUCAAUCUGGAUGGCUCUCUCCGUGCAGAUGACGUCGCGCUGGUCGCCAAGCAGCAGAACCGCUUUUCGACUCUCGUUUUGCAGUCAUGUCCUCCUCCCCUGCAAGCGGAGAGAGCCACGCGCGGCGCCUCGGGUGCAGGCCGCACGUCGCCCGGCAGGGGAGCCACGCCUUCGUCUCACGGCGGCGCCAGCGCGUCGUCAGACGCCGUCACUGUCCCGCCGCAGUUUGCCGCUCUGCCCAGUGCGCUAGUGGAGGACCUCUUUACGAGCGUCCGCCGAAUGCUGGAACUGCAGUCGGUCUACCUCUCGGUGCGCAGCACGCAGGGGUUUGAGCAGCCGCCGAUUGCCGCGAUGGACGCCGAGCUCGUGGCGGCCGCAUGCAUCGCCGUCAUGACUGCUUCUGAGUUCUUCCGGAACGUCCAUCUGCGCUGCGACGGGGCAUGCAGAACUCUCUACUUCAUGUUCCUGACUGAAGGCGUGCGCGGGCGGUUGGAGAAUACGCCAGUCGUCCAGGAGCACCUUGUGCGGGCUCUGACGGAUGUCUUCAUUGCCUCUGAGCGUGGGUCCUACUAUGACCGCAUCACCUUCCGCAUCCCGAUCGUCGACCUCUUUCAGAAGCUCCUCGUGGCUGACGACUUCAAAGCCGCUCUCCACCGCCUCGGCUCGAGCAGCCCCGAGAAAUUCAUUCACAUGAUUCAUCUGCUGCUCAACGACGUUUCGACGCUUGUCGACCAAGCCAUGUCGGCGCUGACCGAAAUCCGCAAACGCCAGCUCGAGGGCAGGGACCACGACGAUCCGCCUCCGCAGGCCAACGCUGCGACGACUGCCGAAGGCGCGGCCGAAGCAGUCGGGGGGGGGAGCGCCGCGGCCGCGAGUGGAGCUGCAGACGAGCAGAGCGCGGAGGAGGAGGAAGACGACGACACGGGCGCGUCGCUAGAAGGCAAUGCGCAGCUGCGACGAGAAACGUGGUCUCGCCUGGAGGCGACUACUCGAGAUCUCUGCAGCCUCGGUUUCAACGCGUGCAGCCUGUUCAGCUUGUACGCUAGAGAAUGCGGCGCCUACAUUAUUCGGAGCUCGAGCAUUCUCCCGCAGGCCGUGACGACGCUGGACUGCUGCCUUGAUCACCUUGUCGGGCCUCGCUGUCUGCAGCUUAAGGUCAAUAACAUGGAGAGUUACAAUUUCCAACCCAAGAACUGGCUCAUGAAGGUGCUCGAGAGCUACGUCUACCUCUUGCAAGCUGACCCCGAGGACGGUGCUCAGCUGGUGGCUGAAAUCCUGAAAGAUGGCCGCUAUUUCCAGAAGGAAACGGUCAACAAGGCGUAUCGCAUCGCGAAACGCGAAGGCCUGAUGAACGUGAAGCUGCUCCAGAAGUUCCAAGAGCUGGUCAAGCGACUUUCCGAAGGGAAGGAAGAGGACUUCGAGAUCGACUACGACGCUUUCCCGGCUGAAUAUCUUGAUCCGAUCAUGGCUGACGUCAUGACGGACCCCGUCAGGCUACCGACCAGCAACAACAUCAUGGACAGAAAGCACAUCGAGCGCCACUUGAUGUCUGAGCCUUCAGACCCCUUCAACAGAAUGCCUCUGACUAAGGACGCCCUGAUUCCGCUACCAGAACUGCGCCAGGAGAUCAUGGCUUUCAUCGCCUCGAAAAGCAACUCUGCGAACUAG